This is a messenger RNA of Linum trigynum, 480 nucleotides long. The record is from the annotation of a GenBank genome assembly. Lineage: Eukaryota; Viridiplantae; Streptophyta; Magnoliopsida; Malpighiales; Linaceae.
AUGGCGGAGCAGACUGAGAAGGCAUUUCUGAAGCAACCCAAGGUUUUCCUUAGCUCGAAAAAAACUGGCAAGGGAAAGAGGCCUGGAAAGGGAGGAAACCGCUUCUGGAAGAGCAUUGGGUUGGGCUUCAAGACUCCCAGAGAAGCCAUCGAAGGAACAUACAUUGACAAGAAAUGCCCCUUCACCGGCACUGUUUCCAUCAGGGGUCGUAUCAUUGCUGGAACAUGCCACAGUGCCAAGAUGAUGAGAACAAUUGUUGUUCGUCGUAACUAUCUUCACUAUGUGAAGAAAUACCAGAGGUAUGAGAAAAGACACUCUAAUAUCCCCGCUCACGUCUCACCAUGCUUCCGUGUCAAGGAAGGAGAUCACGUUACCAUUGGGCAGUGCAGGCCUCUGUCGAAGACCGUGAGAUUUAAUGUGUUGAAGGUUAUUCCUGCUGGAUCUUCUGGCGGUGGAAAGAAGGCCUUCACUGGAAUGUAA